UGUCUCCUUAUAGGUGGGUCCUUCAGUCUGUCCUCUCCUCACUCCAACCUGCUCAACUCUUAUCUGGACAGUAAGGGUUGUUCACAUCACACACUGACAACAUGCUGGGGACACUCUGCACUCUCAUCACUGCUCUAACAUGUGUCAGUGGUGUGAUUGUGGUGACACAGAAGCCUUCUGUUGUGACAGUGAGGAAAGGAGAGAUGGUCACUAUGGACUGUAACCUGGGGACAGUUACUAAUAGUCCUGCUCGUUGGUAUAAACAGGUUCCAGGAGGAGUUCCUCAGUUUGUUUUGCAUUUCCACCACACUAAAAGUGCUCCUACCUAUGGUUCUGGUUUCUGGUCCUGGUUUUCCUCUCCUAAAUUCACAUCCAAUCAUCAGUCUAAAUCAGAUUACCGUUUGAUUAUUAAUAAUGUGGAGGAGUCAGACUCAGCAGUGUAUUACUGUCAGACAUGGGACAGCUCUGCUAAAGAGCACGUAUUCGGACAAGGAACCAAGCUCAUUGUCACUGAUGGAGUACUUGGUAGACCUGCUGUGACCCUGUUCCCUCCAUCUACUGAAGACCUCAAGUCCAGUAAAACAACCCUGGUGUGUCUGGCUAGUAACCUGUCUGAGAGGUCCAAGGGGUUAGUAGAUGUCAGCUGGACUUCUAACGGUCAAUCAGUGACAGAUGUUUCUACCAGCCCUGCUGAACAACAACCAGACAAAACCUUCAAGAUCAGCAGUUAUCUGACCAUUGACACUGAAGAGUGGGACAAGGACGUUCACAUGUAAAGUGUCAUUCGGGUCCACAUUCUCUGAGAAAGAGAUCAGAAAGUCUAGUUGCAGAAUGUAAAGGUCUAGUUUCAGUAUGAAUGCAAUGCAGCUGCUAUUUGGUUAGCUGUUUUUAAUAUUUUAUCAUUGCUUUGCUGUCAAAUAGGUGUUGACAGAGAAUUGACAUGGAUGAUAUGCUGAUGUCUAAGUGCAUUACUGAAUAAGAAAAAAAUAAUUAUAUUGUUAAAUGGUUUUAGCUUUGUCUUUCACAUCCCUAACUGAUGUUGCCAACAUGAAAUAAUUACAUGAUGGCUAAACCAUGAUAUUUAA
Molecule: messenger RNA, 1085 nt
Organism: Esox lucius (northern pike)
Lineage: Eukaryota; Metazoa; Chordata; Actinopteri; Esociformes; Esocidae
Product: immunoglobulin kappa light chain-like
Exons: 4
Coding region: 102-776 (224 amino acids)
Source: RefSeq, a predicted model, not a curated record